Molecule: messenger RNA, 1888 nt
Organism: Drosophila yakuba
Lineage: Eukaryota; Metazoa; Arthropoda; Insecta; Diptera; Drosophilidae
Gene: SmydA-2
Product: SET domain-containing protein SmydA-8
Exons: 3
Coding region: 206-1798 (530 amino acids)
Molecular function (GO): protein binding
Source: RefSeq, a predicted model, not a curated record
AUUUAUUUUUUGGCAGCAGACGGAGACACAAAGGAAAAUGUUCUCGCCAUCAGAUCGCGAGUAGAAUCCGAAGACGGAGCACUGAAAAUUGUUUGGUUGUCUCCUCAGUGAAAUUUCAGUCGCGAGCCAUUACGCAAACACAGAUUAGUGUGAGAUAUAGGAGAUCAAUCGAAGAUCUUUUGACUGCUGGAGGAGGUUUCUUGCGAUGGCUUCCACUUCGCUGACAUCCUGCGCCUUGUGCCAGGCCAAGGCAUCCCAGUUGUGCGCCGCCUGCCGGAACGUGGUCUAUUGCAGUCGGGAGCACCAGAAGGAACAUUGGAAGAAAGGUCACAGAUCGGAAUGCAAGUGCUUCGAAAUAGCCACCAAUGAGGUUUUGGGCAGGCAUCUAAAGGCCACCAGGGAUAUCAAAAUCGGAGAGCAAAUCUUGAAGGAAUCUCCCCUGGUCUUGGGGCCAAAAGUCGCCUCUGCUCCACUUUGCCUGGGGUGCCACAGAAAUCUUUUGGCUCCAGAGAAAUCCCGAGGUAACUACCACAAAUGCAGCUCCUGCAGUUGGCCUCUGUGUGGGAAGGAGUGCGAGGACUCUGUCCACCACAAGGCUGAGUGCCAGCUAAUGUCGGGUAGCAAUUUCCAGUCCAAAAUAAACUAUGUGCCUGGAGAGGAUGAGCGAAAGGAGUCGGCUUACUGUGUAAUCAUGCUGCUCCGUUGCAUGCAACUCAAAGCCAAGGAUCCCGAGGCCUUCCUCAAGCUUUACACCCUGGAGGAUCACCUGAAGGAGCGCCUGGAGACUCCCCUGUACCAAGUCUUACGUGCCAAUCUCAUCACCUUUAUAAAGACUGUAUUGGGCAUGAAGGAUUGGCUCGAGAUGGAUAUCCUGCGCAUCGCCGCCAUACUGGAUACAAACACCUUUGAAGUAAGACAACCCAGGGAAAGGAGAAAAAUCCGAGCUCUCUAUCCCGAAGCAGCAAUGAUCUCGCACGACUGUGUUCCGAAUAUGAGGCAUCGUUUCGAUGACGACAUGAACAUUGUCUUCCUCGCCAAGAGAAAGAUAGCCAAGGGAGAGAUUUUGAGCAUUUCAUACACACAGCCCCUGAGGAGCACCAUUCAAAGAAGAGUUCACCUGAGGCAGGCCAAGUGCUUCGACUGCUCCUGCGCCAGGUGUCAGGACCCCGAGGAGCUGGGCAGCUUUGCAGGAGCUCAAACGUGCCUCAAAUGCAAGGCAGGAAAGAUUAUAUCUCUGAAUCCCCUGCUGAACUCUGCUCCCUGGAAGUGUCAGCUGUGCAAUUAUAAGAGAUCAGCAAAGGAGGUGGUCACCUCAGAUGCCGAGCUUCAGCAGGAAUUGGAGUCGUUGGACAAAACGACUCCCGUUGCUCUCGAGGAAUUUAUUUAUCGCCAUCGUGCUGAUCUCCAUGAGACUAAUACCCACGUUUUGCAAGCCAAAUACGCUCUCACUCAACUGUACGGAAGUGCUCCGGGAUUCGGAAUGGAGGAACUUUCCGAAGAAUCGCUGAACAGAAAAGUGCAACUAUGCGAGGAACUUCUUAAUCUGGCCGACAUUUUCGAUGGCGGAUGGAGUAUAUUCCGGGGCAAUCUCCUCAUAGACAUGGAGGAAGCUUUAGUAACUCAGGCCCUCCGCUCGAAAGACCCAGUGGAGUGCGAGGAGAAGCUGAGAAACGCAGCGGAAAUGCUCAGGGAAAUUCGAAACAUCAUGAAGCACGAGCCGGAAACGCAACAGUUGUUGUUGGAACGCCAAGUAAUUCUGAAUUCUGCGCUUGAGCGCUUUGAACCACUUGAGAAUUAAGUAUCUAUUGCCGAGAUUUUGAUUUUCAUAUAUCCGCUAGUUGGAGAACUAAUCAAUAAGAAUAAAACUACCGAAAUGUGCAAACCAAAA